Rhizophagus irregularis DAOM 181602=DAOM 197198 is the source of this 476-nucleotide messenger RNA. RefSeq lists its product as uncharacterized. The record is from RefSeq and is a predicted model, not a curated record. Lineage: Eukaryota; Fungi; Glomeromycota; Glomeromycetes; Glomerales; Glomeraceae.
AUAACUAGAUAAUGGGUUCAUUAAUGUAAAAAUUUAAAAAGAAUAAUAAUAUUAUGAUUUGGUUUAUAAAUUAUUCGACGAUUAUCACAUUGUGCAUGAUAUUUAUCAUUUCAGAUUGUAUACGCACUUUUGCGAUGGUUGAAAAUCAAGUCUCUUCCUUCUCCACAUGUCAUUUCUCUUCCGCCACUUGUUGCUUUAAUAUCAGAAUUAUUUUGGUGCUAUUUACCGACGUGUUUUAUAGAAGAAUCUAUUCAUUUUCUUCUUUUAAGACAUUUUAUGCAUAUCCGAAAUUCUACGUGUUUGAUUAUCAAAGGACGACCAGUAUUAGAUGGCACAAAAGAUGAUGACUGUUGUGUAUGUUAUGGAGUUGGAAUUGGGAAUGGACCUUAUUAUUCUGAUGAUCCGAAUAUGGAUUCAUUAGGAGUUAUUGAAAAUUAUUGUAAAGUCUCUCAUCAUGUAGCACAUCGAGAUUGUAU